CUGGAGGAUCGGUCCAUAAUUUUGCUGUUUCAGUCGCAUCUUCUUUCCUCUUGUCUGUCACUCACAGUUCAACUUGUCCCACUCCGCUGCAGGUCGGCUUCCUUGCUGGACUAAUCACCAACCAACCUCCGCUUCCUCUCUCCCCUCGUUUCCCCUCACUUCAACCACCACUGCUGCGAGGAUGUUCCGUCGCUCUCGUCGCAUCGCAGCCCUCUCCGCCCUCCUGGGACUUAUCCUCCUCUACCACUUCUACACCCUUCGCUCCGAGCUACAUCCUCAACAAAAUGACGAAGCCCGUCGCACUCUGCCCGAAUGUCCUUCCCUCCCGGGGAUGGAGGACGUCCUCGUCGUGAUGAAGACCGGCGUCACCGAGUCCCUCGACAAAGUUCCCGUCCAUUUCCACACCACCCUCCGUUGCGUCCCUCACUACGUCAUAUUCUCGGACUUUGCGGAAGAAAUCGAAGGGGUCAAGAUUCAGGACGCCUUUGUUGGAAUGGACACCACCGUGCGGGAUACCGUCGAGGACUUCAACCUUUACAACCGUCUCCGCGAACAAGGCCGUGCCGGUCUCGAGUCCGCCGACUUCGCUGACGAGGCCAAUUCCAACAUCGGCAAACCGAACAACCCGGGCUGGAAGCUUGAUAAGUGGAAGUUUCUCCCUAUGGUUCAACAAGCGCUGGCCUAUAAAGACGACGCGAAGUGGUACGUCUUUAUGGAGGCGGACACAUAUUUCUCGUGGCCCACGCUUCUCGCAUGGCUCGCACAUUUUGACUCCAGUGAGCCGCACUAUAUCGGAACCGAGACCCAGAUCGCGGACGUCAUCUUCGCGCACGGCGGAUCAGGCUUCCUCGUCUCCAACCCGGCCAUGCGGCUGGCUUCUAAAGAAUACGCCUCGCGGACGGUGGAGUUGAACGAAUACACCGAUUGGCACUGGGCUGGCGAUUGUGUCCUAGGCAAGGUUCUCGCGGACGCCGGGGUGCCUUUGCACUACUCCUGGCCCAUGCUCCAGAACUCCAACCUCGGCGAGAUCGACGAGUUCGCCACGGGCUUCUAUCGCAAGCCAUGGUGUUUCCCCGCCGUUGCGUUCCACCACUUAUCAUCCCGCGACAUCCAAGAUUUGUACGAGUAUGAGCGUCGCAGAUGGCAAGAUGUAAACAAACAUAUCCUCCUUCACCGCGACGUCUUCAAGGAACUCAUAUACCCCGAACUCUCCAAUGUCCGCGACAGCUGGGACAACCUUUCCGACCAAGAACGCCCCGACAUCACCACCUUUCACGAGUGUCAGACCACGUGCGCCGAAGCGGCCAACUGCGCCCAGUUCGUCCUCCGCGCCGGCGUCUGCUUCCUCGGCGAGACGCCCCGGCUGGGAGUCCGCAACCCCGAGGCUCGGUCCGGCUGGGUCCUGAACACGAUCGACAAGAUGAUGGAACAUGCGCCACGGUGUGGUCGGCCGGACUUUGGUUUAUAGACUUCUCUUUUUCUUGUCCCCCCCCCCAAAAAUCACACAGAAACCUUGUCAGAACACUAUUCGCUGGCCGAGUAAUCUAUCCCACAAGCUGAUGAAACUAUCCUCUGUUCUUCUUUCGGGAUGGUGGGUGUGGUGCUAUCUGUUUCUUUAUAUCGGAUUAGAUUACACCCCAGCUACCCCUGACCGGACAUCGUGCUCUUCUUCCCAAUUUUCUGGCAAGGAAUUAUGCAUGUAUUGUGGUCGAUGGCGUUUU
This is a messenger RNA of Aspergillus japonicus CBS 114.51, 1721 nucleotides long. Its product is annotated as glycosyltransferase family 31 protein. The transcript has 2 exons. Gene Ontology annotation, cellular component: membrane. The coding region runs from base 182 to 1468 and encodes 428 amino acids. The record is from RefSeq and is a predicted model, not a curated record. NCBI's taxonomy places the organism in Eukaryota, Fungi, Ascomycota, Eurotiomycetes, Eurotiales, Aspergillaceae. Gene Ontology annotation, molecular function: glycosyltransferase activity.